AUGGCCACCAACGAAGGCAACGUCGUUCAGGCCUUACAGGAGCAGAAACACUACGACACGUUUCACUGGGUGUUGCCGAGCAGCGAGUUCAUUGCUGCAAAUGACAUCACGGAUUACUUCAUGAUUUACCUCCGCGCGAUUGGCGGAUGGUGCAUGCGGCGCGAUGCGUACAAUUACGAGGACGAGGAAAAGGGAGGAAGAGGAAGAGAAACAUUAGAAGAAGAGAAUGGGAAGAUAAACAUGGAUAUGGAUCCCAUCGGUGAAACACAAAAGCAGAAUGGCUGCGGUGGGGUGGAAACACUUUUCGUGACAUUGCAGAUGCUGCACAUGGAGCAGCCGGUCACACCAAUGCUGCAAUCCUCACAUACACGCGGUGACGCCUGCAUAUUUGACGAGUGGGUCAUAUUCCCCAUUUCCGUCCGUGAUAUGCCGCUCGACGCAGUGGUUCGGUGCUGUGUCUACUCCCGUCACGGUCUUGUAGGCUGCACAACGUUUCAUCCCUUUACAGCAAGUGGAAGGCUCAAGGCAGGACCACGGCGUUACAAAAUUCACGCUGAAGGCUCUGCAGGUCCAAAAAAAAAGGAAACGCCGCGGUGGGAGCUGCUCGCGCGGGAUCUUCACGAUGGUCUUCUGCAGCCGGUGCCGUGGAUGGACAAAAUUGUCGAGCGGCGUCUUGCGGAGAUGCGGGAAGUGCAGGAGUAUGAGGGCAGCACACGGAUUGCCGCAGGGAAUGCAUCACCAACGCUCUCAUUGCUGUUUCCGCAAGUGCGCAGUCGCGUCCCGGUCUUCCUACUCUCUGUGCCGCUGAACAUGGUUCCCACAACGUUGCCGACCACCCCUCUUGCGGCAACGCCAACGCGGCCGUACCUUGAUAUAUGUAUAGGUGACGAAAACCUCUGUGAAGCGAAGGCGCAUGCCUUGUCUAAAUCUCUGUUUUUGAUCUCAGACGCUGAUGCAGACGUUCACCCAGGCCUCUUGGAGCGUCGUCAGCUGCAAGAAAUUAUGCGUAAGCCUUUGAUUCACUUAGAAGGACUCAAGGUUGACGAUGAAAUGCUUCUUUGGCGGUUUCGCUUCUUUCUUGCCCGUGAUCCCGCAUACUUUUUGCUCUUUAUGCGCUGCGUGAAUUGGAAAAACGAGGCAGAACAGCAGGAAGCCCUCAAAGUGAUGCAGCAAUGGAAGCCUAUAAGUUUUUCACAGGCAUUAGUGUGCCUUUCCUUUUAUUUUCGUGAGGUGGUGCACGUGCGGAGGUAUGCCAUUAGUUUAAUGGACCGAAAGUCGGAUGAGCACAUCCUUCGCUUCCUGCUGCAGCUUGUGCAGGGCGUCCGGUAUGACGUGAGGGAGGAACUUGAGCAAUUUCUCUUGCGUCGUGCAUUGGGCUGCUGGGAACUCUGCUCGACACUCUUUUGGUAUGUGUACGUGGAGACGUUGCUGGAGAAGUCUGCCGAGACGGAAAGCCGUCGCGGAGACGAGAGGGAACGAUACACCGUCUUUCUUCAACGUCUUGUAGGCAAGCUGGAAGAGGUGAAACCAAACUUUUUGCAGCGUAUUCGUCGGCAGGAAAAACUAACGGGGGUGCUGCGUAAUUUGUACCGAACAAUUUUGAGAGACCCGCGUGAUCGCUUGAAGCGAAUGGAGUUCGCCACCUCCCUGAUCGACUCGAAGAAAUGUGGCAUACAUGAACUUUUCUCUUCUCCGUCAGAGCCCCGUGGCAACAAGGCCGCAGACGGCGCAACCCCCGUGACACUUCCCACGCAUCCAUGUUUUGUAGUGGAGAACAUUACAUCCAACGGGUUUCACAUGUUUAAGAGCGCCAAGAUGCCAAUGAAAGUUCCUUUCCUUGUACAGCCAGAGUGCAGCAACAACAGCAGUAUGUGUAGAACCGCUUCCCAUGCUGCGCCGGAGAAUGCAGUGGCGUCGGGCCCGUGUUUUGUUCCACUUGCUCUCCCUUCACCGGAUGUGGGUGUUAUAUUCAAGAGUGGUGACGACGUACGGCAGGAUCAGUUGGUCGUGCAACUCGUGCAGCUCAUUGACGGCAUGUUGCGAAAGGAUGGCCUUGAUCUCUGCCUCACGCCCUACCGCGUUAUGGCGACAGGGACGACGGAGGGUCUUGUGGAAAUUGUGCCUGAUGUCGUCACGUUUCAGAGUGUACAACGGGACAUUGCGGGAUACAUUCGUUCACACAAUCCGACCAACAAGGCGUAUGAUGCUGCCAUAUGUCGCUUUACGAAGAGUUGCGCUGGCUACUGCGUUCUCACCUUUAUCCUUGGAAUUGGCGACAGGCAUUUAGAGAACAUUCUUUUGACGCACGACGGAAGGCUGUUGCAUAUUGACUUUGGGUACAUUCUCGGCAAUGACCCGAAACCCUUCCCACCGCCGAUGAAGAUCAACAAGGAGAUGGUGGAGACACUGGGUGGGCCCCAGAGUGAACGCUAUGCGGAAUUCAAGUCGUACUGCUGCAGCUCGUACAACAUUAUCCGGAAGCACGCACCGCUUAUUCUGAGCAUGCUGCUGCUCAUGGUGGAUGCGUCCAUUCCACAGAUAUCGGGCGAUGGCAAGUUGGACCCACGCGUGAAUUUGCUCAAAGUGCAGGAGAAACUGCGGCUGGACCUCUCAAAUUCCCAGGCGGCGCAGUACAUUCAAAACGUCAUCGCGGACAGCGUCGGAUCCAUCUUUACAAAUCUCUGGGACGUCAUACAUGUUGCAGCGCAGGCAACACGGCACUAA
Molecule: messenger RNA, 2724 nt
Organism: Trypanosoma cruzi
Lineage: Eukaryota; Euglenozoa; Kinetoplastea; Trypanosomatida; Trypanosomatidae
Product: phosphatidylinositol 3-kinase, putative
Exons: 1
Coding region: 1-2724 (907 amino acids)
Biological process (GO): phosphatidylinositol-mediated signaling; autophagosome assembly; autophagy of peroxisome
Cellular component (GO): phosphatidylinositol 3-kinase complex, class III, type I; cytoplasm; phagophore assembly site
Molecular function (GO): 1-phosphatidylinositol-3-kinase activity
Source: RefSeq, a predicted model, not a curated record